AUGUUCUAUAACAACGAGCGGGUCGUACCAUACUGGUGUGAUGAAGUGAUCAAACUCAUCAAGUACCUUGGCACGGACAAUGUUUUUGUCUCCACAGUCGAAUCCAACAGCGGCGACAAGACCCCAGCCUUGCUGGAAGAAUUCGGCACUAGACUAACUGCGCUCAAGGUCCAGCACCGAAUACUCAAUCACGACACAUCAAUCACGCGUCCGGAAAGUAUGGAUACCAAACCGCCGCGAAUACGAUUUCUUGCUGCGGUCAGGAACAAGGUCUUGGAGCCCUUGGUGGAAAAUGGCGGAUACGAUCGCGUUAUUUUCAGUAAUGAUGUCUUUGUCGAGUCCGAGACGAUCCUUGAGCUCCUUAAGACUCGCGACGGGGACUACGAUAUGGCGUGUGGGAUUGAUCUGUCUUAUUGGGGAAUGUACGAUGCCUGGGUCCUCCGAGACCGGCUUGGGCGCUUAGUGUCAUCGCUAUGGCCCUACUUCCUCGAGGACGCUGGCAUGCAAGCGGUCAUGAAAGACGAGCCGGCGCCUGUCUUUACCUGCUGGAAUGGCAUCGUAUCUUUCCGUCCCGACCCAUUCCUCCCCGUCAGCCUACGUACCUCUGGUCGCCUUUCAACAGCACCUCUCUCGAAUCCUCUUCCCUCGUCCCACCCAUCGUUCGGUCAGCCUGCCGAUCUGUCACCCGCCCAGACACCACCUCUGUCGUUCCGCGCGUCAGUGGAGGGCGAGUGCUUCUCAUCAGAAUCGUUCCUUAUGCCUUAUGACAUGCGUCGUCAAUUCGAGAUGAACAACAUAUACCUUAAUCCGCGAGUGAUCGUCAGCUACGAAUGGAAGUUCUACGUCUGGUACAAGUGGGUACUCAGACACUGGAUGGUGAAGUGGUGGAUAGAGAAUGUGGAGAACGGGAGCAUGAUGCACCUGGCGAAGAUGGUGGUAGGGGAUGCGAAGAAGAUCUGGACCUGGGACGGUGGAGAGUGUCAUCCGCUCUCCCGCAUCCGCGUUGAUCAGGAGAAGGCGGCGGCUCGGUGGCACUGCACUUCUUAA
Molecule: messenger RNA, 1047 nt
Organism: Desarmillaria tabescens
Lineage: Eukaryota; Fungi; Basidiomycota; Agaricomycetes; Agaricales; Physalacriaceae
Product: cryptococcal mannosyltransferase 1-domain-containing protein
Exons: 4
Coding region: 1-1047 (348 amino acids)
Source: RefSeq, a predicted model, not a curated record